Molecule: messenger RNA, 2183 nt
Organism: Rhinichthys klamathensis goyatoka
Lineage: Eukaryota; Metazoa; Chordata; Actinopteri; Cypriniformes; Leuciscidae
Product: neuronal acetylcholine receptor subunit alpha-7
Exons: 10
Coding region: 347-1915 (522 amino acids)
Biological process (GO): nervous system process; signal transduction; chemical synaptic transmission
Cellular component (GO): synapse; postsynaptic membrane; neuron projection
Molecular function (GO): transmembrane signaling receptor activity; acetylcholine-gated monoatomic cation-selective channel activity
Source: RefSeq, a predicted model, not a curated record
GUGCCGUUCACUGUAACGUGACUGAAGUGUCCUCGUUUGGUAUUUUUGUCUUGUUAAUUUCACAGUUAGUAGUUUUAUUCCAGUUCUCCAGAUUGACUGAUGCACGCGUGCUGUUUAAGCGUCGCGUCAGAAGCGAUCAGAGAUCAGUCGCAGUCGCAGUCGGGGACGCGCAGAUCACACGCUGCUUUCAGUCUCAUCACGCGCGCACCCGCGGCUUUAUCUGUCCGCUUCAUGCGCGCGGGGUUUUUAACGCGCGCUCGUGUCUCCAUGCGGUCCGCGUCACUGAGCGUAUAGCCGCGCGUUGUAGCCUCGCGUCGCGUUGAGUCUCGGUGUUCUCUCGUCAGUCAUGAGCUCCUGCGACCGGACACUGACUCUGCUGACCGCUGCCCUCCUCAUACACGUCUCUCUGCAGGGCGAGCACCAGCGACGGCUGUACAAAGACUUAAUGAGAAACUACAACCCUCUGGAACGACCCGUUUAUAACGACUCGCACUCGCUCACUGUGCACUUCAGCUUCAGUCUGAUGCAGAUCAUGGACGUGGAUGAGAAGAACCAGGUCCUGACAACCAACAUCUGGCUUCAACUGUAUUGGACAGACUACUAUCUGCAGUGGAACACCAGCGAUUAUCCCGGCGUCAGCACGGUUCGAUUCCCAGACUCCCUCAUCUGGAGGCCGGAUAUCCUGCUGUAUAACAGUGCUGAUGAGAGAUUUGACGCCGCAUUUCACACCAACGUGCUGAUCAACUCUUCUGGAUACUGCCAGUACCUGCCGCCAGGGAUCUUCAAGAGCACGUGCUACAUCGACGUGCGCUGGUUCCCGUUCGACGUCCAGCGCUGCGACCUGAAGUUCGGCUCGUGGACGUACGGCGGAUGGGCUCUGGACCUGCAGAUGAUGGAGGCCGACAUCACCGGCUACAUCGCCAACGGGGAAUGGGAUCUGGUCGAGGUUCCAGGCAGGAGGAAUGAGAAGUUCUACGACUGCUGUAAGGAGCCGUACCCUGACGUCACCUUCACCGUGGUCAUGAGGAGGAGGACGCUUUACUACGGGCUGAACCUCCUGAUCCCCUGUGUGCUCAUCUCCACUCUCGCCCUGCUGGUGUUUCUGCUGCCCGCCGACUCCGGGGAGAAGAUAUCGCUGGGAAUCACAGUGUUGCUGUCGCUCACCGUCUUCAUGCUCCUGGUGGCGGAGAUCAUGCCCGCCACGUCAGAUUCUGUGCCUCUGAUUGCUCAAUAUUUUGCGACCACCAUGGUGAUUGUGGGUCUGUCCGUCAUCGCUACAGUCCUGGUGUUGCAGUAUCACUAUCACGAUCCCGACGGAGCCAAGAUGCCACGAUGGACCCGCGUUCUCCUCCUGAACUGGUGUGCCUGGUUUCUCCGCAUGCGCCGGCCCGGCGAGGAGCGGAUCCGUCUGGCGUGUCACAACAAACAUCCCCGGCGUGGGAGUGUGUCGAGCGUGGAUCUGUCGGUCAGCCAGGGGGCGCUGCAGCCCGCCAGCGGGAACAUGCUGUACAUCGGCUUCAGAGGGGUGGAGGGCGUCCAUUACGCUCACGAUUCUCACGGCGUGCUCUGCGGGCGUCUCGUGGCGUCCACUGAGGACGACGUGCUAUUGCCGGGGUCGACGGUGCCGUCGCUAGGAGGCGGGGCUGGGAUCAGGGGCGGAGUCAGUGGAGGUAUCGUGGGUGGGGCUUUGGAAUUGGAACUGGCCAAAAUUCUAGAGGAAGUGAGGUAUAUCGCCAAACGAUUUCGCGACCAGGACGAGGACGAGAAUGUGUGUAACGAAUGGAAGUUCGCGGCGGCGGUGAUCGAUCGUUUGUGCCUCAUGGCGUUCUCUAUUUUUACAAUCCUCUGCACAAUCGGGAUCAUGAUGUCGGCACCUAAUUUCGUGGAAGCCAUCUCGAAAGAUUUCUUCACCUGAUGCCUGACGUUCUUGCCGCUAACUUCGUCAUUUUACGUUUUUUGUACAUCGCUCAGAAACGACGAGAUUCUUGUGUAAUGGGAGUGCAAAUGACAUGCUAACUAGGGCUGACCGAAAUCACAUUUAUGCACUUUUUAAUUGUCCUCAUCUUAUUAACUAGAGAUGUUUUAUUACAUCUCUGAUUUAAACGAGCAGCGUUAAGGCCUGUUCAAACCAAGGACGAUAACUAUAACAAUAAAGAUAAAGAUAUCGUCCACAGCAUGACUAU